Messenger RNA from Arabidopsis thaliana (thale cress), 2179 nucleotides. Its product is annotated as P-loop containing nucleoside triphosphate hydrolases superfamily protein. Bases 502 to 2061 code for a protein of 519 amino acids. The transcript is spliced from 10 exons. Gene Ontology annotation, molecular function: kinase activity; ATP binding. The record is from RefSeq and is marked reviewed. Lineage: Eukaryota; Viridiplantae; Streptophyta; Magnoliopsida; Brassicales; Brassicaceae.
AUGACUUGUGAAGGAAACGUCGUUGUAAAUAUCGAAAACUGUUCUUGUUUAUGCGGCCGGUGGCAGGUUUAUGGUUUGCCCUGUAGCCACGCCGUUGGAGCUCUCUUGUCUUGCGAAGAGGACGUUUAUAGAUACACAGAGAGUUGUUUCACAGUGGAGAAUUACAGAAGAGCUUAUGCAGAAACUCUAGAGCCAAUAUCAGACAAAGUUCAGUGGAAAGAAAAUGAUUCAGAGAGAGACAGUGAAAAUGUAAUAAAAACACCAAAGGCUAUGAAAGGUGCUCCGAGGAAGAGGAGAGUAAGGGCAGAGGAUCGUGACCGUGUGAGGCGUGUGGUUCAUUGUGGUCGGUGUAAUCAGACAGGCCAUUUCAGAACAACUUGCACUGCUCCUAUAUUACGGAAAAUGAAAACACAAUGAAGACUCAAGAAACAACAACAAUGGCGACGAAGAACAAUCUGAGUUUCAACAAAACACACACCAUUCACUAAUCAAUCCAUCGUCAUGCAGAGAGAAUAUUCAGGCAACAGAACUUCGACAUACUCUCAGAUAUUGGUGGUGUCAUCGAUAGGUUUAAUGAUAGCAGCCGCAGUGCAUUACCGUCUGCGGAGGCUACGUGACACCAAAAUCAUCCCUCGUCUCAAAUCAUCUCACAAACACAAAGGCCAUGAGAAACUCGAGAGAUUCUCUCAUUACGUCGCAAGGCAAAUGGGAUUCAAGGACAGAAGAGAGUGUCCAAAUCUCUGCAAGUUAGCAGCAGAAUACAUAAGUAAAUCUGAAUGUUGUGAAGAAGACAUUUACAGCUUUUUCUCUGAAGAACCUGAUGCUGAUACCCUCUUCAUUAAGCUUGUUGAGGAGUUUGAAAGAUGCAUUCUCAGCUACUUUGCGUUUCACUGGAGCCACGCCGAUCUCAUGAUUACUCAGGUACUGAGCGCUGAUGCUGAGCCAAAGAGGAAGCUGAAACAAAUUGUGAUGGCAGCUACAAGGGAGCUGAGGAUUAAGAGGGUGACUAAGAACUUAAAAGUGGCAAGAGUGUUCAACACUUUGGUAGAGGAAAUGAGAGCAAUGGGGCUCGCGUCUGUGGAUGACUCGCAGUGCACAGAAGUUAUGGCACCAGUGGCUCACAAAGACAGAAGUCCAGUGCUACUCCUUAUGGGUGGUGGGAUGGGUGCAGGGAAAAGCACUGUGCUUAAGGACAUACUCAAAGAAGCAUUCUGGGCAGGAGCAGACUCUGUGGUGAUUGAAGCUGAUGCUUUCAAAGAGUCUGAUGUCAUUUACAGAGCCUUAAGCUCUCGUGGCCAUGUCGAUAUGAUCCAGACAGCUGAAUUGGUUCAUCAGUCAUCAACAGAUGCAGCUUCAUCCCUGCUAGUGACGGCUCUGAACGAAGGAAGGGAUGUGAUAAUGGAUGGGACACUCUCUUGGGUACCUUUUGUGGUGCAGACAAUAACAAUGGCGAGGAACGUACACCGACACCAUUACAGAAUGGGAGCUGGAUACAAGGUUGGUGAUGAUGGAGUUAUAACAGAGAACUAUUGGGAACGAAUUGGUGAAAGGCAACAGAUUCAAGAGGAUGGUCGUAGGAGAAAACCGUAUAGAAUAGAACUAGUUGGAGUUGUGUGCGAUGCGUAUUUAGCAGUUAUAAGAGGCAUUAGGAGAGCUAUCAUGUGCAGAAGAGCAGUUAGGGUGAGAUCACAGCUGAGAUCUCACAAACGGUUUGCGGAAGCAUUUCCUACAUAUUGCAGCCUUGUCGACAAUGCUAGGCUCUACUGCACUAACGCGCUGGAAGGCUCUCCAAAGCUGAUAGGUUGGAAAGAAAAGGAAAAGACAUUGCUAGUAGAUACAGAAGAGAUAGAUUGUUUGAAGCGAGUAGGAGGGUUAAACGAGAACGCAGGCUCCAUUUACGAGCUCUAUAGACAACCCAACCCUGCUUGUGAAGCAGGUUCAAUCUGGAAAGACAUUGUUCUUUCACCUUCAAGGUUUAGCAUUCAACAGGAACUCAAAUAUUCCAUUCAGAAAGUUGAAAAAAGAUCUAAACAACAUCUCAUCAACAACACCAAAAGCUGAAAAUGGUAAACAUAGAAAACAAGGGCAGAGUUGACAAGGAAGAACAGAAACUUGUUCAUUGUAUAACUUCAAUGUUGUAAAAGUUUGUUGAUUGUAUAAUAACAUCCAUGUUUACUAU